Messenger RNA from Echinostoma caproni, 1995 nucleotides. NCBI's taxonomy places the organism in Eukaryota, Metazoa, Platyhelminthes, Trematoda, Plagiorchiida, Echinostomatidae. The record is from the annotation of a GenBank genome assembly.
AUGUUACCAGACGUUGAAUACUCUUCACCUCAGUCACUGGCCGGUGUCUGUUGGUCUCAUGAUUUUGUCAAUAUGUUCAUCAGUCCAGUGAAAUUAGACCAGGCGACAGGGACAUCUCAAUAUCAGAAAUCGGAACCGCGAUUUGUUCCACAAGGUCACAUUCUGGACAGACAAUUGUUUAAAGCACUCAUGUUCCCGGACAAAAAUCGUGUGCUUCGUGAAUUCAUCGCGGAUAUCUUUAAUCAGCACAUCACCGAGGCACUGAAGCGUCGAAAUACCAUACGUCAAGAUUUGAAGUCACGACCAAUCCGACGCCUGUUUGUCGAUGAACUACAACGCUACCUGAUUCCCGUACCGAAUCUGUCCCCGACCGAGGCUAUCAAUGAACUGGCAAACAGUACGGAUCGAUGUCUACACGAGCAACGUGCAUUGCUCACAUGGGAGCAGUUUGAACUGAUUGUCGAUUUGUUGGACGAAGCCUUGUGCCAGGAAAGUCAGUCUGAGGACACCGGAAUCGCUCCGAUUGUGAUGGAAUUGAGCACAAAAUUCUGCACGCAAUUGAAUAAUGUGCGCUACUACGCCAACAUGACCCAUCAAAUUCAACGGCAUCAUGUCUGGGAACAAAUGUCUUUCUGGGAAAGUGUUUUCAACGAGCAUGUGAACAAUCAGAUUCGUCAAUUGUAUCUGCAUUUUUCUGAACAAGAACAACAACUGAACUAUCAGUCACAUACGGACGAGCCGAACCGAUCGGGCAGUCCUACCAGCCCCACGGAGAAUGGUCUGUCUGACGGUUCGAUCUCGUCAGAUCAGCCGAAAGGAGAACGGAUAAUCCGGGUAGGGCUUCGCAGAAAAUCACAGCCUUCUUACACGACCAAUAUGUCGGCCUUGGAAAUCGCUGCCGAGGAGAUACGUCUCGUCAAUUCCCGACCGGCAGACGUGCAAAAAACGCUCGAGGUGCAAGAGGAGAGUACGGUCUACGCUCAGAUCAUUCAUUUCAUCAAUCUGAUUGUGAAUUUCCGUAUCCCGGUAGAUGUCGGGGCUACGGCCGCCGGGGUGUACGGUGAUCCGGGUUUGUUGAACAGUUUGACCAGUGGUGUGGAUAGCAAUCACGUGGACUAUACUGUCGGUUUGCACGAUGCUGGUCUCGGACCCGCGCAUCGCAUGCAUCAAAAAGAGAACGGAAUACUACUACACGCUGGCGGCGAUCGUUCAACUGGCGAAUCAACUUGGCGCCCGCGGCGUAACGACACUGGCGAGCGUUUUCCCAACGAUUUCGCUGUCCCGUCAUCUAGACAUCCAUCACCUGGUGACUUACGUCGCGACCCACUUCGUUCUCGUCACGACCGCGGCAUGAAUGUUGGUUCAGCCUUGGACUAUAUCUCUGCUCUCGAGGCUUGGAUACGUCGAUUUGUGGAAAAAGUGACCGAUGAGAACGCUCUGAUUUCACACAGAACCUCGAAAAUCUAUGAAAAGAUCGAAGGUGUGAUUGAAGGUCACCUGUUGAAUUUGGAAACGAUCUAUCCGGAGGUGAAGAACAUACCGAAGACGAAGAAGCCGGAAAUCGCCAACCCCACUCUACUGGCCAGUGAAGUGGCCAUCCCGAUCGGCGGUUAUGAUUGUGUACGUUGUCAAUUGCUGGUGGACGGUCGCCUGGAACGGACUGACUGUCAGCUUCUGGAUGCACUCGGUGAUCUAAAUGCCACCGGUACAGGCGGACCAAAUGGGCCCGACAAAUCCGGUCCGGGAUCUCCGGUGGAGAACGAUUUUGAGGUGGACGCCAUGCUCAGACCGUUGUUGCCAGCACAGGGUGCAUUGUUUGUCACUAAUUAUCGCAUUAUAUUCACCGGUGUACCCAAAGACCCCUAUCGUAAGUUAUUGCCUGUUUGGUACGAGUAUACAGUAUACAAAUAUACAUCCAAUGACGGUCAAAUCAAACAGUUUAAGUUCCGCAUGAUUUUCCAAUCGAGACGCAUCGUAGCAACGCCCGGGUAUUAA